Molecule: messenger RNA, 10058 nt
Organism: Gryllus bimaculatus (two-spotted cricket)
Lineage: Eukaryota; Metazoa; Arthropoda; Insecta; Orthoptera; Gryllidae
Source: the annotation of a GenBank genome assembly
GAAUUGGGAAGAACGGACACGAAGAGCGCUAGUGUAGUGUUCAGUGUGAUUGUGUUGCUGAAGUACUGUCAGUCAAGUCGUGUGGAGGGAAAACGGAAUUCCAGUGGGGAGGUGCGGAUGCAACCUGUCAAAAGUUGACUGAAAGUUUUAAUUAGGUGGCAUUAAACUUUGGUGAUAAAUUCGGUCACAGAUUAAAAUUUUAGAGACAUACCGACUCUAUACAACUUGAUUAUUGCUUCAAUGGCUCAUUGUCAAUUUAAUCGAAUUGUAUAUUUUGACAUGUGUCAGUUGGUGCCGAGUGUGUGUAUUAACAGUGAAGCGACGCCUUUCUCCAAUGGUUUACUUCCAGAAAACGCAUUUUCAAAACGAUUAAGCCUUGGGAGGAUGAGUGAAGACCAGUCAUGUCAUCGAGUAAUCCAGAGUUGCAGAUGUUGAGGACUGGUGAAACUAGAAGACCAUGGAGGAAAAGAAACCAAGAAUGGCUGGCUCAAAAGUAUCUCAAAUCGCUAACAUAUUUCAAAGUAUGGUACCUGCAAAAGAAACAGAAGCCCUUAGUAGUUCAGUGACAAUAAAAAGCAAGCCAGUGAAAGGGUCAGGUGAUGGACCAGCUGACAGGGAUGCCUCCCCUCCCAGUCAAAUAACAGUGGUACGCACUGAGAGCCAUGUGGCUCGCUUCAACAAUGCUCGAGCUUUGUUUGAGAAGCUCGGGGCAGACAAGUCAACACCUUCUGGACCACCUCCCAUUGUCCAAAGGAUACCAACCUCCUCUCAACCACCUAGUAUUCGGUCUGAUACUUCUCCUACAAGUGCAACUUCUCCUUUGCGUAACAGAAUUUCAAGGUCCCCUUCCCAAGAGCGACCUCUCUCUGAUAUUAUCCCCAUAUCGGUGAGUUGUCCUCCUCCAUCAGUUACUGGUUAUCGGAAGACAGAAAAGGCUUCAGAAGGUCCUUCAAAAUGCAUUAGAAAUGGCCUGCAAACAAAUGGCCUGUCAGAUGACAGUAAAUCUGUUCAAGGUGUUUCAAGUUCAUAUGAGUCAAGUUCUCGUGUACCUUAUGUGAAAGGAGGCAAAGUGAGAGAGAAUGUUUGUGUAAAUGGUUCUGGUUCAAAAGAAGAGCUAAAUGAUGGAGGAAGUUCAGACAGAGAAUCAGUGGCAAAAGAAGGUCACUUUUCACAGUCGUCAUCUCCAGAACCUAGAAAACCAGGCAAACCAGAGAAGCCAGAGAGGAAAUUCAAUAGUAGAGAAUUAAUAGAAAAGCAAAAGAACUGGACCUCCCAUUUUUCAAAAUCUAGAACUUCAAGACACAGUAGUGAGCCAAAUAGAAGUGAAGUGAAAGCAAGCCUUGCGGGAAGUAGUGCGAAUUUGGAAUCUCCCAGUCGAUCCUCUCAGUGGUCUCCUGAUUCCUUGGCAACAUCUGUUUCACCAGCAUCACGAAGUGCAUCAUUCAACACAAGUCGUGUUGCUGUAUCCACAUCAAGCCUGCAAGAGUCCACUGAAUAUUCCAGAUCACCUUCACGAUCACCCAAUACUCCAGAAGAAAAGCAAGAAAAGGAAUUACAAGAAAAAACCAUUGAUCAUUUGCACUAUCCACCAAGUUCAUCGUAUGUAAGAGAAGAAAAAUGUAGAACAACAGAUGGUAGUAGAGAAUCAUCAUAUUCUUCAGGUCGCAGCUGCAGGGCACAAGUUGUUGGGGUAAUUCCUCACGCCAGGAGUGACCAAGCAUCUCAUCUAGCAGCUGAUAGGUCUCCCACAGAUGAAACUCAAAAUAAAGGCAAAAAGGUAGUGUCCUCUGCGCAGCUCACUCUUCAAGGUGCUGAAGUGACUCCCAGCAGGUCUGAGGAAGCUUCUAGCCUCAGUGAUAAUUUCCAAGUUGCAGUGAAGGCAGCCAGUGAUUCAGAUGAUUUCUUAUACAGAAGAGACAACUAUCUUGAGAAUAGGUUAUUUACUGGCCAAGAUGAAAGUGGAUUGCAUAGUGAAUUCAAGACUGAACCAAAUGCUGAAACAUCCCUAAUUUCCAAGGGAAAGAGUGAGGCAGCUACAGAUAGUAAUGCAUUCCCUCUAAGAUCACAAAGUGAUUCCCAAAAUUCCUGUACAAAUACUUGCAGUACAGUUGAUAGUAGGUAUCGAGUUAACAGAAGGAGCGAUGUUGAUAAUAGAAUUUCUCCAAGAACAGUUUUGGAAAGCCCUGUGGAUAGCAGUAGUGAAAUGGAUAUUGUAAAACCUUGUGUUGAUGUUGACAGCAUGGAUUGCAGUCCUAGCAAUCUGACCAGUGGCUCUACCUUUAUUAUAGCUUCUCCAGAAGACAACUUGAUUAUCAGCCCUGAUGAGGCCUUUGCAGAUGCAAGCCGUGCUUCAGGGGACUCGGAACCUACCAGUGUUGUAGCAGUUAGACCCCCUCCCUGUCCAGAUCUUUUGGAGGGGACAAAGAAUCAAGAUUCUCUCCUAUGUGGGUCUCUAACUGGAGCCUCAUCAGAAGGGAGUAUCUUAGACCUUCAAGAUGUGGAAUACGCAGAUGCUGAUGCUGAAGACAGUGAUGAACAUGAAGAAUCUUGUGAAAGCAAACCACUCUUGCCACAGACUAUUCCUGAAAGUUCUGAUUGUCAAACUACUGACUCUGAAAAGAAAGUGAAUGCAAUUAGAACCAUCAGCAAAACUGCAGAUUAUUUAGUGAAUACUCUUCAUAGUGCUCCAGACACUAUGACACCAGAUGAGGCAGAGAAUCUUCUUAGCACUAGCCAAGAAGGGCUGCUGUCAGAUGAAGAAGCACAGGAGAUAACUCAACUUUUGUCUCCAACUGAAGAGAAAGCACGCAAUGAACCACAAUGGUUUAGUGAAGUAACAUCAGUGACUGGGGGCACAGCUUCUCAUGACGAGUCACCUGAAUACAGGGUGAAAAGUGAAACUAGUGAAACUAAUGAAGAUUCUUUGUCAUCGAGUCAAAUUGAAUCAAAGUCAGGUUCAGAAUCUGGGCUUCUUGGAUCUACAAAUAGUCUUGAUGAACAAGACCACAUAGAUUCAACGACAAGACUGGAAGAUUUUGUACCUGUUCCUGGAAAAGUUGUUGUGGUAGAGAAUGGUGUACACUACUUUGAGGAUGGUCAUUUUUGGAUGGAAGUUCCUGGUCUGCCUGAAUCAGAUGAUGAUGACAGUGAUUAUCCUAUUCCUGUAAAAAAGAACACUAAAGUUUCAUUUAGCACUGGUCCGAUCAAAGUGUACAGCACAUUCUCUGUGAACGAUUAUGAUCGUCGGAAUGAAGAUGUGGAUCCUGUAGCUGCCUCAGCUGAGUAUGAGCUGGAAAAGAGGGUUGAAAAAAUGGAUGUUUUUCCUGUUGAACUUACUAAAGGUCCUGAAGGACUUGGGUUGAGUAUAAUUGGUAUGGGAGUUGGUGCUGAUGCUGGUUUGGAAAAGCUGGGCAUAUUUGUUAAAACUAUUACAGAAAAUGGAGCUGCGGCAAGAGAUGGCAGGAUACAGGUGAACGACCAGAUUAUAGAAGUUGAUGGCCGAUCCCUGGUUGGAGUUACACAGGCAUAUGCUGCCUCUGUCUUACGAAAUACUUGUGGCCUUGUGAAAUUCCUAAUAGGUCGAGAGAAAGAUCCACAAAACAGUGAAGUUGCUCAGUUAAUAAAACAAUCGCUGCAGGCGGAUAGAGAGCGAGAGGAACAGCGUCGACAGAUGGAGCAACGAGUACGCAGUGGUGCAGCUGAGAGUUCCUGCUCGGAAGACAGCAGCAUAACCUCCCCAACAGUCUCCCUCACAGCAGAGGGUCCCCCUGUCAGCCCAGGAGGAGCAGCAGACAGCGUCUUUGACCUCGAAGCUCCCAGGUCCCCGUCAGCCACCAAUGAUGUGGAUGCCCUGCGACUCUUAUUACAGGAAAGCCAAUUAAAAUUAGCAAUUGCUGAUAAUGAUGUUGCCAGAUUGAAGUCGUUGGCCCAGUAUGCGGCUUUGGAGAAGAAGUAUUGCAAAGCAAAGAAGCUUCUUCGUGAGUUUCAACAAAGGGAACAGGAUCUCAUCCAUCGAGAAGAAUUUUAUUUGCAGCUCCUUCAGGAGAAAGACACUGAAUACAACGCUCUAGUCAAAAGUUUGAAAGAUAGAGUGAUACAGUUGGAACAAGAGCUGUUGGAAACACAACAGAGAGCUGGCCUCCCUCCUGUUUUACCUUAUGAUAACACAAGCCUGAAGCAACUAACACCUCAACCUCUCCGAAGACAGCAGGCUCCCCCAGUAAAGCCUUUAUUGCAGCAGUUAGAAGCAGAAUUAUCUGAUACUGAAAUAUCAGACAUCAGUCCUGAAGAUGGAGACAAAACUGCAACUGUUGAACGCAAGAUGCCCGUGAAGGAGGAAUUGGACCGUGCUGUUCCCCCUCAUGAAUUGUUGGAUGUAUCUGCUUCAAAAGCGAAGGCAGAGUUAGCCACAAGAGGGGGCCUUGCUGGCAGGCAAUUGCCAUCUGGAAAGAAAAGUGGUGGCCUUAGCAACAGCAGCUCAGAAUACGGGUUAGAUGAAAGCUGUGAUAAUUCAGAUGAAGAGGAAAAUAACACUAAUGAAAAACCCAAAAAUAUGGAAUAUAUUAAAGGCGAUGAAAAUAGAAAUGAAAUUAACACAAGCAUUGUUAAGUCACAAGAAUACCACCAGCAGUCUUCAUCUCUUCCUGCCAAUUCUACUUCUCCAAUUUCAACAUGUAAUGUUGUUACAUCUUCAACACUUACCACAAUGUCAUCAUCUGCCACUACCGUAACAUCAUCACAUGUUCACAGCCUUGUGUCUCAAUUUUCCUCUGCUCAACAGUUGCAGCAGAAGCAGCGACAGCAAUCGUCUUCAGCCCACCCAGUCACUCACCACACAGGUCUCAUUGCCAAAUCCCACUCUCAUUUCAUGUCUUCCACCCCAUCCCCUUCAACACACCCUACCAACAACAUUAGUACCUUGUACACCCCUGCUCCGCAACCCAGCCACGUUCAUCCCCAUCACAUCACACCUCCAAUGGCGGUGAGCCCCGUAGGGGCAAACGCCCAACUCCAACCUAGUCCUGACCCAUGGGCAACAUGCCCUCAGAGGAAAGCUCAAGCCCCUACAUUUGCUAUCGGCCCUCCUCUGGGUCUGGCAGCUCCACCUGCAUCGCUCGCAGAGCAGCUGAAACAAGUGCUGGCAGAGAGGGAACGAAGGAUCUCAGGUGGAGAUGCGUCUCGUGAGACAUCUGGCUCUUUCAAUGACACUAAUAAGGCUAUGACGCAAAGUCUUGCAGAGGAAAUUCGUCAGGCUGUGAAUGAGGCUAAUGCAAAAGUGAAAAAAGCUCCAAUUAGUCAGACCCUUACACCUCCUCAUGGUGGAAAUGUAUGGCAGCAACAAAAUGCAGAACCACCUUCUCCAUCUUCACUGUCAUCAUCUGGAAGUGUUUCUCCGGCUGUGGGAACCGCUGACCCUAGUCCCAAUUCUAGGAAUAUAUGGACUCCAUCUCAUCAGCAGGAUUUAAAUACUGCUUUUUUAGGUCAGAAGGGAACCUCACAUUUUUGGCAAAGUGCACCAGUGACAGAAUGGUCCAAAGAACAGGUUUGCCAGUGGCUCCUGGCUCUAAGUUUGGAGCAACACAUUCCUAAAUUUUUGGAGCAGCAAAUAGGAGGCCCUGCUUUGUUGCAACUGGAAUCAAGGGAUCUGAAGCAGCUUGGGGUGGUUGGGGAAGACAAAAACCGUUUGAAGCGAAAAUUGAAAGAGCUACGAGUGCAAGUAGAGAAGGAACGCAGGCAGCUGGAAAAGGAGCGCAAGGAAAAAGAGCGCCUGCAGCGCAAAGCAGAAAAAUUGGCAGAGAAGGCUGGUAAGAAAAAGCCUUAAGCACUUGAUACAUGGCUGUGGAAAUGCUGGAAGUGAAUGGUUGUAAUUUGUGACUGUGCGAGUGUAUGUGUAAAAAUUUUGACAUGUAAAAUUUAUUUUGUUUAAAAGGCUAGAAGAUUGUAAACAGUUAAAUAUUUCAUUGCUAUGUGUAAAAGACACAUCUCACAAUUUAUUAUACAAAGUUGUGCAGUUGUAAACUUCUUGCACCCACACAGACAUGAAUUGCUAGGAUCUAUCUGCAUAUGUACAACCUUUCACUUUCUGGGAACAGCAUUCAUUCUUAAAAUCUUUAUUUUAACCUUUUUUCCCUUCUACUGGCUUUUCUUCAGUUUGCAAUCAAUAAUUAGUCUCAAAUAGCUUUAAUGUUGGAUAUAAACAACUGUUUGUUGUGAAAAUUUUCCUUAUCUAAAAUGUUAUGGAAAGUAAUUGAUCAAAGAAAAGCAUUUAGCCUAAUUCAUGCUCUCAAUCACGGUGCUGAAUUGGAAAGAAAUAGUAGGCAUUAUUAUUUAUUCUCAAUUUUGUUUCUUUUAAUACAAAUAUAAUUAUGUUUAAAAAUGUACUUAAUUAUAAAUUUGCAUUAUUGAAAUAAUUUCCAGAGAGAGGUUCUGUUCUUCAGAAGAUAAGCAAGAUGGCAGCAAAUUCAUAAUAUCUGUAUAGAAACAUUUCAGUGUUGUUUAGUUAAUAGUAAGAUGUGCUGACAAAACGAGUGCAAUCCAUUUAAAAAUUGUGAAUAUUUGUCCAUUUCAUUACUGUACAUAGAAGAGUAUAAUGUAUAUUGACCCUUUUUUUUAGCUACAUGAGAUCCCCUAUAUAGGGUAGAAAGUCUGUUGUAAACAUGUAAUUAAUAUGUUUAAUUUAUGACAAGAAUAAGAGGUGUUUCCAAAUGUUAACCAAUUGAGGUGCCACAAUGUUCAUGUUUUUCUGAAACAUUUGCAUCUCAGAAAAGAAAUCAAAUGGUCUUUUCUUGAAGUAGAGUUUAUUCAUUUGUGUACAGAAUUUUUGUUGUAAGAAAGGUUAAUAUUUAAGGAAAUCUUAAUUUGUACAUUUAUUGUGUAUUGUGUAAUUCUGGAUAUCACUUCAGAAAGAACAAUGAAUUAAUUGUUGAGAAUAUGCAGUUUAUGAGAAUGUUUAAGAACAUUUAUUUCCUUUUAUUAAAUGUUAUGAAUGACCACAGACAUUGAAGGUGCGUAGAGAAUUAUUUGGCUUUCCACAACUUUCAUACAUUAUUUUCCCCACAAAACUGUCUUGUUCAUUUUGUAAUGCCCACAUUUAAUUUUUUCCUUCGUAGAUUUCUCAUAUGGAUGUCAUUUUUUCUUGUGAUUUGUGGAUAGUUAAUACACUAAAAAAUAAAUCAUAUGAAUAAAAAAAUAUAUUGUUGCUCUCUUAUAAUGGUGAGCAACCACAUUUUAUUACAAUUUUUAGACUCGAUGUCUUGAAGGGUAACAAAAUGUAUAAUAAAAAUUUUCAGAAAUAAAUGAAAAUGUUUUUGACACAAUUUAUGAUUGUUAAUUAAAUAAAGACUAUGAAGAAAUUUAGUUAAUAGAGAGCAUUAUAAUAAAGCAGUAAGAACAAAGCAGAGAAUGACUGAAUGAGUGCCGUAAGUUUUUUGGAAAAAUUUAAUUUAUAAUAUCAAUAAUCUCAGUUCUUUUACAACUUUUUGUUUACAUUGUAUCCAAUUCAAAUUGGAAGAAAAUUAUUAGGAUACUGACUGAGAAAAGAAAACUACCAGUCACAGUCACUUUGUUUUCAUCAAGCUGUCAGUAACAGCUUGAUAUAAGAUUUAUUAACAUUUGAGAUAUUUAUUGCAAAAUAUUUUCUGAUAACUAAUCAUCUCUUAUGAUAACUUGUGUAUCAUGUCUUGAUAGCUUUUGUAGCAAAGUAAAGUAACAUUCAAUUAUCUUCAUGAAAUUUUAAGUUGGUUUAUCUCUUUAUUCACUGAUACAUUUUCAUCUUUGCUGUUUGAUAAAUGAAAGUAAAUAUUGACCUCCAUGUGCUAAUUGUUCAGAACACUGACAUGUUCAUUUUAAAAAAUACAACAAAAAAAUCUGUCUUUAGCUUUUCAUCACCUCUUUACAGGAAAAUAUAGACACAGGCAGUAAAGGAAUGAGACACAGGCAUUGAUUACUUUUGUUCUUGGUCAAGAAAAAUCAAUAAUAGUUCAAUGCUGUUUGAAGUAACACAAAAGAAUAAUUUUCGUUCUCAGUAAUGUUGAUUUAAGCUUUAUUAUUUUACUUCAUCUCUGUUUUGUUCCAUUUAUUAUGUAAUUUACUGGUUUGGUAUAGGGAAAAAUCUCAAAAUGUUGAGAAUGGCAAACAAACAAGGUACUUUCGUAUGUACUUGGAAUAAAAAAUGGAUUAUUAGAUUUUAAGACAUUUGAUAUUGGUAUACACUGCAAUCCAAGGAGUUUGAGUGUUUCAAGUCUGUGGCUCAUGUGGAAACUCAAAUACAUAGUGUUUACAGCAGGAACAAAGAUUUUAGAAUGCAACAUGCAUUAAAUCUCUUGAUUUCUAUUAUGUAAACGGGCAACUCUUAAUGUGUAGUCAUGGUAUAGAUUAUAUAUAUAUAUAUGGAGAGUUCACGUAUUGAUGAGAAAAUAUGAACAUGUAAUGCAACUUUGAGUCCAUUGAAUAAGAAUCUAACCCGUUGCAGUGUUGGAAAUGUUUAAAUUUUAUAUAUUUGUCAAAUACAAUAGUAAUUCUUUAUCCUAUUAAUAUAUAAAAUUAUUGUGAAGGUAAUUUGUUAAGCAAUUUAUUUAUUAAUUGAGUGUAGUGCUAACUAAUGUGGCUAGUGGUGACAGAACUUGUGACCUGUUAGUGAGAAAUAUUUUGUUUUGUAUCCUAUUCUAGAAGACAAUUAAUGCUGUUGAGUAACCAAUGUGCGGUGUUUGCACUUGGAAUUGUUGCAUUUAUUUAUUACUUUUAUAAAAAAAUUGUUUUUAUGGUUAAACUUUGAGCUAUGUGUUAAAAGAAAGAGUGUGGUUUAUCAUGUAAAACAGUAGUUACUAUUUCAUUUGCAUGACAGAGGUCAUUGUGAAUUUUCAGAGAUCCAUGUUAAUAGUGAUUCAGUCCCUUUGAAAGCGAAUUUUGUAAAUAGAAAAUGUAUUGCAUUUUUUACUACUUUUUUUACAAACGAUCAUCAGUAGGCCUAACAAGAGAAUUCAUGUUGCAUAUAACAAGUAUGAUAUUGCUACUUUAGAAUGGCACUUAACAAUGAAAUACGGUAUAUUGCAACAUCUCAAAACAUCUUAAGAUCAUUUCAUCUUGAAUAACGUUUUUUUGUAAAUCUGACAGUGUUACAUUGAUUCAUUACCAUCCAAUAGCAAUACAAAAAGUAGAAAAAAUGUUGAAAAGUUGAAGCAAGUGUGCUUGAACUUUUGUUUCUUUGAAUAAAUGAAUGAAUUUUCAUUGUCAUGGCAAAAUUUUAGUUCCAUACUUUUCACACACUCAACUUUUCAGUGCUGGUAUCUACAAAUUCACAAGUUUGCAGAGUUUGUUUUCUUUGGGGCAUGUUACAUAGGGGUAAGCAUUAUAUUUCGAAUUGUUUUGUUUGACCUAACUCUAUUCUUCAAAUAAUUAUAUAAUUCUCAGAGAGCAAGUCAGUGAUUCUCAAACUAUUUUGCAUUUGAUCUGGUUUCACCAUUGUGUUACUGAAGAUGCAAGAAAAUGUUUGGUGCAAUAGCAAAUAACAUGUAUAUGUAAAUAUUAAUAUAAAGUUAUUAACAUUUUCUUCAAAUAUAAAUGAUUCAUUAUCUUCAGUGUUUUUUUAUGAACACUUGAGGCAGUGACGAGGAUAGACCAAUAAUAGAUUUGUAAGAUUGUUUGAUAAUCACUGCCUAAUUACACAAGUUGAUUUUAUAAAUAACGUUACUAUUCAUGUAAAAAAUGACAAAUACUGUGAAACAAAAGGUACAAAUUAAAUACUGUGUUGGUACUUAUAAAAAUUACAAGCAAAUAGAAUAUUAUAUGAGAAUUUUGUUUAGAUAAACUAAGAGUAUGAUAUUGCAGCUUAGCAUAAGUUCCUCUUCCUUGGUGUCCAAUUACAUAAACAUUCAAUAUUCGAGUUUCAUUCUGUACUGUUCUUCACAUUGCUCUAGCAGAUGUUUUAGUCAGUUCUUACAAGAAGCAAAUCAUAGCCCUAUUGUGAGAUGAAAAUGUAAAAUAUGUUAACUGUAUCAGACAAAUGAAGUACUGAUUCAGCAUUGAUGCAUAACUGGUCAGGAAAAAAAAAAAAAAAAAGA